AUGGGCAGUGAAGGAGUUGACGCCGGGAUCUUGUCCAGCCGGUCCAUUUCAAGUGAAUCAAUGCCCUCGCUGGCUUCUGCCGAUGAUUCCAGUAGUACGCUCGAUAUGUCUAGCGUGUCUCCCGCCACCAUCCGAUCACCUUCUGCAUCUGAACAUCGGCUUCGCCAAAUAGCGAGUUCCGAGGACUGCAGCAGCCAUCACCCACUUCUGCCCGUAGACGACGAGGAGGACAACUGUGAUGACUACAGCGGAACCACGACCCCAGACUUGGUCAUUUCACCCCCGUCAAGACUAGAACGGAGAUCCAUGGUUGCCGGCAAGAAACAGAAACCCCCAACCAGUUCGUUCAAGUCCAGUCUGACGGCCUCGUUGAGAGCUCUGAAAUCCGCGGCGCAAACAGUCACGACGAAUCUCACCACAAUCCCGCCCCUAGUCCAGCCGGACGAUUUCUUGUCGAGAUCCAUUUUCGACUUUCAGCCCUCGUUGACCGACGAUCGCCGUCCACCGCCCUCAGACGAGCCUCCUUCGGCCGCUCUGCGGAGGUAUCUCAAUCCGCACACCUUUGUCCCACCUGACUCUCCCGCCCAGUUGCAUUUCUGGGUUGACGAGAAACAGACGCCCGGUCCGGACCGGAAGGAAGACGCCAGACCUAAACUGAAAAUCAAGCGGAAAUACCAAAAGCAAAAGGGGCAAAAACCAUCGUCUUUUUCUGUCGACGACCAAGGCAGACUAACAGAUCCAUCGAGAUCCCAACUCCCUCCCGUUGUCCCGCUAGCGACUUGCAUCCCGUCGAGUAUACGGACCGCCCAUGCGUCGAGUCCGCCGACAUGGCUCGAACCCGACGGCACGCCCAGUAACAAGCAUCGCGCCGCUCAAGCCCUUUGGGACGAGACUACGUGUCAAGAAGGCCCAGCAGCAGCAGCAGCAGCAGCCGCCGGCGGACUCGGACAGCCUCGACCCCGCGAGCCACGCGAAAACCGCGAUUUCUUGCGCAUUUUCGUCUGCGAGAUGAAUAUGCGCAAGGCGGGCAAAUUGAGUCCCGACGCCUUAGGCCACGCCAAGCUGUGGCUGCCGCCUGUGGAUGAAGGCCGUUGCGACAAAAUUACCAAGAACCAGAAUGGCUCUUCUACAUCCGGAUGUCCUGGAAAGGUAGACAAGUCGUCUUGUAACACUACCACUGGAAUGGGGCAGAGGACAACCACUGGCAGGAAAUCCGCCGGGGACCGAUGGACAAGUCUGUCCGCCGACGAUUUGUAA
This is a messenger RNA of Exophiala dermatitidis NIH/UT8656, 1257 nucleotides long. RefSeq lists its product as uncharacterized. The record is from RefSeq and is a predicted model, not a curated record. The coding region runs from base 1 to 1257 and encodes 418 amino acids. The transcript has a single exon. Lineage: Eukaryota; Fungi; Ascomycota; Eurotiomycetes; Chaetothyriales; Herpotrichiellaceae.